AUGAAUAUUAACGAGGGGGUGUGGCCGGCGCUGCCCUUCGCCCCUGGUGAGCGAUGGCCGCGCAGGCAGGGCGGAGCCGCGCGGGCGCCUGACAAGAUGGCGGCGGCGGCAGGCCGCGGGCUGCAGGCGCGGCGGGGCAGGAGGCGCCGGAGGCGGGAAAGGGCCGGGGCGGCAGCCUUAACAGCGGCGGAGGAGGAGGAGGAGGAGGAGGCGGCAGCGGAGGAGGGAGAGGCUGAGGCGGCGCUGGCCGUGAGCCAGUGCGCGGUGUGCCGGCAGGCUGUGGCCGAGGCGGUGACGCCGCCCUGCCGCCACUCGCUGUGCCUCGCCUGCUUCCAGCGCUGCCUGCAGGGCCCCGGCCUCCGCUGCCCGCUCUGCCGCAGCCGCUUCGCCGCACGGCCCCGAAGACACCGGCCCCGCAGCCGCAACCGACACGACCCCCCCGUGGCAGCAAGGGAGCAGCGGCCCCCGGAGCAAGAUUUCAUCUUCAGAGCCCCCAUUAAAGUCAGAAGACCUGGGGAGCUUCGAGAGGAAUAUGAAAGCCACCUGAGGAAGCUGAGAGAGGAAAAAGUCCAAGAAGAAAAAUCUUCUGAGGACCUCCUUCACAAGUUGGUUCUGGAGGACCUGGAGCUGGGCAAAAGGAAAAUGGAUGAGCAGCAGAAGAAAGAGGAAGCUUUGGUGCUGAAGGUCAGCCAGGAGGCUCUCCCUGAGUGCCUCUCAGACUCAGAGAAUGAAGAACCCUUCCAGGGGAGGCAGAGCCACCGCUCAGCUUUCGUCUCCAAGAGCAGUGCCUACUCCUUGGCCUUCCUCUCAGGGAACCUGAGCUCCAAGGUGGAAAGGAGUCGGAGCUGCAACGACACCGUGCAGGAGAGGUCGAAGAGCGGGCAGAGAUCAGCCCCAGCCAACAAAACCAAGGUGCCAGCAGUCAGCAGCACCUCCACCCCGCUGCUGGGGGUGCUCUCCUCCACCCAGAACCAUCGCUGCCUGUCGGCCCCGGACCUGACGGCGGAGAAGCGUCAGGCGCUCAACCCUGUGUCCUCCUUCUCCGCCCUCCAGAGGGGGCCCGAGAGGUCCAUCAGCCCCGAGAGCAACGACAGCAUCUCCGAGGAGCUCAACCACUUCAAGCCCAUCGUCUGCUCCCCGUGCACCCCCCCCAAGAGGCUGCCAGAUGGGAGGGUCCUGAGCCCCCUCAUCAUCAAGUCCACCCCCAGGAACCUCAGCCGCAGCCUCCAGAAGCCGACCACCUACGAGGCCAGCCCCAGGAUCCUGAAGAAGUGGGAGCAGAUCUUCCAGGAGCGCCAGAUCAAGAGGACUCUCUCCAAAGCCACCCUCACUUCCUUGCUUGCAGAGCCUGGGGAAGAGCUGGCUGAGGUCACCCACUCCAGCAGUGGCCCUAAAGAGCAGCCCCAAGCUGAAGGGGAGCACCACUACCACCUGCUUCCAGCUGAGGCAGCAGGAGACCCUCGCCCCGAGCUGGAUUCCUCUCCUCCUCCCAAGCUGGGAAGAGGGAGCGAGAAGAAGAAAGCUCCUCAAGCUUUACCAGCAGCUGACCUCUCUGAGGAACCAGGCCUGAGGUCCAGUGCCACCACCCAAAACCCCCCCGAAGUCCCUGAUCUCCAAGCCACCACCUUGGUGGCCAAAUCCUCCCUGGGCCUCGGCCCGAAAGCGCUGAGCAGAAGGCCGCUGGGGGUCACCUCCUCGCUACCCGGCAGCAGCCUCCCUCUGAAGGCAGCAGGCAAGAAGCAGCUGAAGUUCCUCAACAGCAGUGAGAUGCUCAACCUGCAGACCACCACCACCACCACCUGCAGCUCCGUGGAGAACAUCCUGGGGGACCAAGCUCCGGCCCUGCGCCGUGGCCGCAAGCGCCGCUGCAAGACCAAGCACCUGGAGCACGCCGCCAACGGCUCCCUCAAGAGGCUGAGGCACCUGGGGGAGGUGACCUCCUUGGCUCCAGAAGGCCUGGAGGUGGAGCAGAAGGUCCAGCAGGAGGAGGAGGACAGGAGGUUGGCCCUGCAGCUGCAGAGGCUUUUUGACAGCGAGAACAGGACGCUGGAGAGGAGGAGAGGCAGGGGUGGGGAGCGCUACCUGCUGAGGUCCAAGAGCAGGCUGGGGGCCAAGUAGCACUUGGGGUGGGGGGAAACCAUGUGGCCUUUGCUGGAGGACAGGGAGGUUGUCUUCUGGAGGACAGGGAGGUUGCCUCUCUAGAGGGCAAUGUAGUUGCUCUCUGGAGGUCAAGGAGGUUGCCUCUCUAGAGGGCAAUGAAGUUGCCUUCUGGAGAGCAAGGAGG
Messenger RNA from Dryobates pubescens (Downy woodpecker), 2284 nucleotides. RefSeq names its product ring finger protein 169 (gene RNF169). The record is from RefSeq and is a predicted model, not a curated record. The transcript is spliced from 6 exons. The coding region runs from base 1 to 2118 and encodes 705 amino acids. Lineage: Eukaryota; Metazoa; Chordata; Aves; Piciformes; Picidae. Gene Ontology annotation, cellular component: site of double-strand break; nucleus. Gene Ontology annotation, molecular function: ubiquitin-protein transferase activity; nucleosome binding. Gene Ontology annotation, biological process: double-strand break repair.